AUGCGCGUCCGCGCCCUCCACUCGAUCGAGACCGAGCCUGCGGCCCUCGCCGUCGACUACCCACAGGCCGCGACCCUCCUCCAGCAGCUCGACGUCACGGCGCCGGCCAUGCGACCGCGCGCGACGCUGGGUAGCACGACGCUAGCGCCAGCUCAACCUCGAGAGGUGUCGUGCGGCGUCGGCGCGACACGGCGAUCAUCGACUUCCCGCCGAAGUCUUCUGUUCUGGCAGCGCCCGGCGACGCUCCAAUACCUCUUGCGCCUCGUCGCGACGCCGCUUCUCGAGUCUUUCGCGGGCUUUAACGACGCGUACUACGACUAUCCCAAGACCUCGACGUCGGCGACGCUUCUUUUCCCGUCCUCGACGUCCUUUGCGACCUCGCGACCGGAUCGCUGCAGUCGUGCCGCCUCCUCGCGCAAGCAACGUACACGGCCCCGGCCUCGCCGCAUCACACCCCUCGGUAUCCCUCUCCUGCAGGCGCACCGGUAG
Messenger RNA from Saprolegnia parasitica CBS 223.65, 489 nucleotides. RefSeq lists its product as hypothetical. The coding region runs from base 1 to 489 and encodes 162 amino acids. The record is from RefSeq and is a predicted model, not a curated record. The transcript is spliced from 3 exons. NCBI's taxonomy places the organism in Eukaryota, Oomycota, Saprolegniomycetes, Saprolegniales, Saprolegniaceae.